This is a messenger RNA of Danaus plexippus (monarch butterfly), 3369 nucleotides long. RefSeq lists its product as uncharacterized. The transcript has 4 exons. The record is from RefSeq and is a predicted model, not a curated record. Lineage: Eukaryota; Metazoa; Arthropoda; Insecta; Lepidoptera; Nymphalidae. The coding region runs from base 510 to 2078 and encodes 522 amino acids.
CCUACAUGGCGGUUUUUACCGAUGAUGUUGCGUCCGACUGACUUGUUGCAUCCUGUAUACGGACGCAAGACUGACUAUAUCUCAAAUUCAGCCAGAAGUAGUGGAAAGGUUAGUACAAUGGCUGGGUGAAAUAUUGGCAUGGACGUUGUUUUGUCACUGGAGUGCCUUUCAGCGUAUUUCUUAGUUCCGCUGUUUGACGCGCGAAUUUUGGAGGGCGCUCUUUUGCAUCGUAUAUCAGUGGCGUAUAUUCGAUAUUUUGUUUUCGUACAAAACGUCGAUAAUGUGGCUUCUGUAUAUAAUAAAAGUUUUUAUCAAUUCUAAUGUGAGAUUUAAUUGCGUCACACAAAACGACAUUAUCCAGAACAAACGUGGGGCCCACAGAGGUGAGGGAGCGGAGUUCGCACGCGACAUGCAAGCGGCAUGUUUUUGUUAUAUUUCGGCCUUAAAACGCGGACGUAACGACGCUUGUGGUAUAAAUAUUGUAUAGUGGAAGUAAAAUAGCAGGCAUCAUGAAAAGAAGUGCCAGGAUACUCGCAUUAGCAAGAGGAAAUAAAGAAAAUUCACGUGAUUUAUUUGAUUCAACGUUGUUCAAUGAGGAACAAAUAUCUGUUUCAAGUCCUGAUUUUUCUGACACAGAUUCCAAUUAUGCACCGCCUGUACAAGAUACUUCAUCUGAUGAAUCUUACUUAUACGAUGACAAGAUUUUGGAUCGAUUUUGCUCAUUUGGCAAUGUACCUCAUUCAUCAGAAAAGUUUCAUCAGAAAAACUACUCAUUAUUAGAACUCAAGCCCAUAUCCGCCAAAAACAUUGAGCAGCCUUUAAAUGAAGAAACCUCGGUAAUCUGUAGUGAUAGUAUUUUAAGUGAUAUAAGUAAUUCUCCUGGCACAACUCUUAGUGUGGAUAGUAGAUUAUUAAAACCAGUAUCCAUAUCGACACAUAAAUCUAAUUCUGUUGUUUCGGGGGACACUGCAACUGUUAGCAUUAGUAACCAUACCCAAGAAGAUGAGCUUACAAAUGAUGAUGAUUUUAUCAUACCAAAGAAACCACCUAAAUGCAACCGCGCUAUCCGAAGUAAGGACUACUGUUUUUUCUGUGAAGGUUUUGUUUUAAAUUUUGCCAGACAUUUAACUAGACAUCAUGUUUAUGAACCUGAAGUCCAAAAAAUUUUAUCGGUGUCCAAAAAAAGUCAAGAAAGAAAAAAUCUUAUCAUGGCACUACGAAAAAAAGGAAAUUUUAUUCAAAAUUCAGUAGAAAUUACUAAACCCAUGCGAAAACAAAAAUUUACAGAUUAUUUGCCCUGUACAAACUGUCUAGGUUUCUACUCAAAGAAACUUUUGUGGAAACAUAUGAAAAAGUGCACACAAAAUUCGAAUAAAACUACUGUAAAUGUUCAAUCUGAAGCCCAAAACCUAUUAUUAAGACAUUUAAAAAUAGAUGAAAAACUUAAGGAUACUGUAUUUCUGCGAAUGAGAGCCGAUAAAACAUCACUUGUUGCCAAAUCAGAUGUCCUGAUAUGUAGUUUUGGAACACAGUACAUGAAAACCCACAGGGAAAAACAUUUUGUAAACGUAAUUUCUCGAAAAAUGAGGGAAUUAGCGAAAUUAUUGCAAGAAAUGAAAAAGAUUAAUCCUUCCAUAAAAGAUUUAUUUGACGCACUUAGACCGAUACACUACGACACCAUUGUGGCAGCUACAAAAAUAGUGGGAAAGUAUGACUCUGAAAAAGAUAGAUUUGAAUCACCCACAUUUGCUAUGAACAUUUCUACUAGUAUAAAACAAUGCUGCAAUAUAGCAAUUUUAUUUGCAUUAAAAAAACAUGGACCUUACAUGGAAACAAACACGGCAGAAAUAGAAGCAGACCUAAAAACUUUAAUUCAAAUCAUUGACUCAAAUUGGAAAUUUGAUAUAUCUAGCCAAGCAGCAUCUGAUCUUAACACAAAUAAGUGGAAUAAAGUAACCAUAGUCCCGUUAGCUAAUGACUUAAAAAUCCUAAAAGAAUACCUCGGAAAAAAUCAGAAGAAGCUGCGAACAAAAUCAAAGAAGGUUUAUUUAAUGUUUCGACUUAUAUUCAGCUAUUAGAGACUGUAUACUGUAGAGUUUUGUUACUGAACAGACGCAGGCCUGGUGAGCUUCAGAGAAUCAAAGUUCACGAUUAUUUAGAAUCUGAUAAUAAUGCUGCUGAUAAAUACGAAGAAUUUGACCGGGCUCUUACCUUAUCGGAAAGAGUCUUGGUACAGAAAUUUAAAAGAGUUGUCAUUAGGGGCAAGCGUGGGCGCGGAGUUCCAGUUUUAUUUAAUAAGGAGGUCCAAGAGGACAUUAAAUUAUUGCUCUCGAUCAGAAACACAUUUGUUUCAACGUCAAAUCGUUUUUUAUUUGGAAAUCCAGGUUUUGAAAAUACAAUAUAUGGUUACAAAGUACUGGAAAGACAUGCCAGGCUAUCUGGGGCAAAAAAUCCGAAAUCAAUUUCAUCUACAAGGCUUAGGAAACAUUUAGCCACGUUGUCCCAAAUAUUCAGUAUGUCUGAAAACGACAUGGAACAGCUAGCUACAUUUAUGGGCCAUACAAGUGAUGUACACAAAAAAUCAUAUCGGCUACCGGAUGAUAUCUAUCAAACUGCCAAGAUAUCUAAGCUGCUCAUCCUUAUGGAAGAUGGGAAAGCAGACGCUUUCAGAGGCAAAUCCCUGGAUGAGAUUGAACUUGACUUAAAUGAACAAUUAGAUGAAGGGAUGACAGAAAAUGAAGUAAUUUUAGAUUAUGAUGUCGAGUCACCUGGACGAACGCAAGAUAUAACAGACGGAAAUAAGUCACGACUACCGCGAUCAACAUCACCACCACCUCAGCCAGGACCAUCUGGUCUACAAACUAAUACCUUUGAGUCUGUUCAUCACGUCAAGAAAGGCAAAAAGAGGACCCUGAUACCAUGGACUGCAGAACAAAAAAAAGUGUGCUCUGCAUUUUUUAAACAUCACAUAAAAAUGAAACAACCACCUAAAAGACACGAAUGUGAGGCUCUUAAAGAAAAGCACCGAGACCUCCUGCAUAAUAAAGAUUGGCUCAAAAUAAAAGUAUUUAUACAAAACAUUUACAAUAAGAAAUAGUAGCUUGUACUUUAGUUCGGCUAAACGAAUUACAACUUUUUAAAUUUUAACCACGUGUCACGUGGGCGGAGCCACGGUAUUGCCUUAAUACACAAGUUAAUUAUAGUCAAUGACACUCUAUCUCUCUUUCUAUCUAAAUUUCUUAGAUUGCUUUUAUGUUCCGAUUUCGGUUUAUUUGAUUUGUCCGACACAUUGAUUAUUAUAACUAUGGGUCUACUAUUGUACCUACUUGAUUUGUAAACAAUAAAACUUAAAAAUACCUGCUAUUGAAA